Messenger RNA from Carassius gibelio (silver crucian carp), 3073 nucleotides. RefSeq names its product myelin-oligodendrocyte glycoprotein-like. Bases 291 to 782 code for a protein of 163 amino acids. Lineage: Eukaryota; Metazoa; Chordata; Actinopteri; Cypriniformes; Cyprinidae. The transcript has 4 exons. Gene Ontology annotation, biological process: cellular response to lipopolysaccharide; immune response; T cell costimulation. The record is from RefSeq and is a predicted model, not a curated record. Gene Ontology annotation, cellular component: external side of plasma membrane.
UCGUUUGUUAUCUGGCGCGGCUCGGUGUUCAUCUUCAGUUCUCUCACAGCAGUUCAGUCAGUGUAACGUUACUGUUUGAGUAAUUGAAUUACUCCGGGAUAUUGUUUUAUUCUAACUCAGAGGGAGUGUCAACCACGUUAAAAAGAUUAUUGGAGACGCGAAUCGGACUCACAUCACUACUGUCCACCAUCAUGCAAAUUCGGGAAAAGCUUCACUGUAAUAUUUAAGCUGAAAUUUCUGCUUUAUUCCUCCAAUAACUGUCCGUUUAUCGUCAUGUAAAUUUGUCGAUCAUGCUCAAAAGUGUGUUGUCCGUAUGUUUCUUUAUACUGCUUUUGAAUGGAGCAUCUGUGCAGGACACAGUUCAGGGUUUCAUCGGAGAUUCUGCACUUUUGCCGUGCCAUCCUAAGAACGGGCAGCUUAAAGUCAUCACUGCACACUGGAGAUAUGACGACCACAAAAAUGUUUACGACAUAUUAGAUGGCCAAGGGAAGACGAAGGAGCAGGACGCAGAAUACAACGGCAGAACAGAAACAUUCCCUGCAGAGUACUCGAAAGGCAACUUCUCCCUCAGGCUUGGGAAUCUCCGGAAAAGUGAUGAAGGGUCGUACUGCUGCUUCAUGCCUGAGUCGAAUGAAAGCAAAUGCAUAAAUCUUCAAGUCACAGAAAAACCAAGAGAAAUCAAAGAGAAACACAACUCAAACGGUGGAGUUGAAACCACAGCCGGGAGGAUUGUAUCUCUGUUCGUUCCUCUCUUCUCUGCUGCUGUUCUGCUCUGUGUGUGAGUUCAUAACAGUGAGCCUUGACGUGAGGGAUAUUACUAUAUUCAACUUAUAUAGUAUAUCCUUGGUCAGAUUAUAGCCACUAAACUGUUUGCACUAGCUUUAAGCAUUUUAUUUAUUUAUUUAUUUAAAAUAAUUGUAUUAUUUACAUUUGUUUAAAUUUAUUUGACACUUUGAUUUGAUUUAAUUGUGUCUGUUGAAUUUUACUUGUUCAAGCACUGGUCUGUUAUGUUUACUCUGUUGUGUAAAAGUGUUCUGUAGCUCAAGUGGUAGAUCAUUGCGUUAUCAAGCGCAAGAGGGGUUCGAUUCCCCGGGAACACAUGAUAGGUAAAAACUGAUAGCCUGAAUGCACUGUAAGUCGCUUUGGAUAAAAGUGUCUGCUAAAUGCAUAAAUGUAAUUUAAUUGUAUUCAAAUUUUAAUUUAUGCAGCCUAAAUAGUGUGAAUACAUUUGGUCUGUUUGAAAAAAAAAAAAUGUUUGUAAAGUUCCUCUACUUAAGGAAGAACCUGACAUGUGUUCAAUCUGUGACAUUUAGGGGUGGGCUAAAUUAAAAUAGACGAUAUCUUAAUCAGUGAUGGGAAUAACGGCGUUAUAAAUAACGGCGUUAAUAACGGCAUUACUUUUUCCAGUAACGAGUAAUCUAAUUGAUUACUCUUCUCAUCUUAAUAACGCCGUUACCGUUACUGCCAAAAAAUGCGGCGCGUUACUAUAACUGAUGAUGAAGCUGUUUUUUUUGUUUGUUUGUUUUUUCAUCAGACCAACUAGAUCUCUGAGCGAGAGGCAAAUACUUUUUUUUACUGUUCUUCCUUGGUUAGUGGGCAGAGCACGAGACAAGCGCAUAAAUGCUGUCGAUUGGCUGAGGUAGAGUAAAAUUUCAUUGUAAGCCAAUCAGAGGUAGAGUUGGGCGGGUGUUCGAAAGCACGCAUAGUAGUGAUGGGAAUUCGGCUCUUUUGACUCAGCUCACUGAAAAGAACCGGCUCUUUGGCUCACAAACGGCUCUUUAAAUGACUUUGACUAUAAUAUUUCAAUUUUUAUUACAUAAUUAUUUCAUUUCUAUAGGCUAAAUUUGAAAAAAUAGAGUCGGCUCUUCAGAUAUGCGAGCCAGCUCCCGAAAUUCAACUAAAAGAGCCGGCUCUUAGAGUCGGCUCAUUCGCGAAUCGCGAACGACUCCUCAAAAGCUCAUUCGCGAACGAGUCGAUCCAUCAUCACUAACGCUCAUGAAUUGCGAACAACCCAUCAUAACGCAUAGUCGGACAGGACAGGACACACAAGGAACAACACAAGCCAGUCAGUCAACGAGAGACAGGUAUGGCAAGGAGCCCAAAUAAUCCAAAAGUAGCCUUCUCUAAAUGGAAGUAUAUACAAUACUUUUUCCUUCAAGAAAUUAAAGAAACAAUAAAAGGAAAUAUCAAAAGUUCCCAAAAAUCUAUCGUGUUAUUUGCAUUGAUCCACUAUAUAAACAUAAUAUCUACAUACAUGGCAUUUGAUUGGAGGCUAGUCUCACUUUGUCCCACAGCAAACAUUUUUUUUUAGAUGUGUGUACAAUGUUUCAUGUUUCUGUUAAUAAUGUAUUGUAUUAAUUGUCCAUUUCAUUAUAAUAUUCAGAUUUAUCAUAAAUAAUUGAACAUGCACAUGUAUUUUAAGUUCCUUUAAAGAGGGGUAGAGGUGGGGUCACAUUUGAGCAUUUCAAAUUAAAUUUUACUUGAAAGUAACGCAAUAGUUACUUUCUUAAGUAACUAGUUACUUUUAAAAUUUGUAACUGAGUAACUAAUUUAGUUACUUUUUGGAAGAAGUAACUAGUAACUGUAACUAAUUACUUUUUAAAAGUAACUUGCCCAACACUGAUCUUAAUACUAGACCUAUGUACUUCUAUGUGAUAUGCAUCUAUAGUGUAGGUGUUUUGUUAAUAUUACAUUAAUACAGGAAAUACAUGCAAAAGUUUGCAUCCAUCAGUUUACCACAUAGCAAACGGACUUGGCCCAAAUGUGGCCUCAAGGUGGCACUGCUGGCCUAAGGUCGGCAAUUGCAUGUACAUAAAACGCUCAUUGGCUCUUGUCGGUUUCAUCAGAGAUUGCAACGUGACUUGUUUCUGGUGAUGCAUGUUUUGAUUGAGAAACGCGCGCCUUGAGGGAGUGUAUCCUGAUAGUAUUUUCAGCGUAUAACAACUUAAAUUAUGUCCUGCUCCUCGCACUACUAUAUUCUGCCUGAGAGGACUGCAACUGCAAUGCAUCGUCAUUUGGGUUACUGUGUCACUGCUCUUUGUCACAUCUGUAAUAAAUUAUUAUGAUUAAGUUA